This is a messenger RNA of Saprolegnia parasitica CBS 223.65, 246 nucleotides long. RefSeq lists its product as hypothetical. NCBI's taxonomy places the organism in Eukaryota, Oomycota, Saprolegniomycetes, Saprolegniales, Saprolegniaceae. The record is from RefSeq and is a predicted model, not a curated record. Bases 1 to 246 code for a protein of 81 amino acids. The transcript has 2 exons.
AUGUGUGACGAGAUCAUCAUGGGCUGCUGCGCGGCCAUCUUUUGCUCGUCCGGGUCGUCCAACCAAGCGUCCAAGACGACGCGCCCGGUCGACGACGCGCCCGCGGUCCCUAUCGUCGUGAGCCCCGUCCCUGUCGUCGCAACAGCAAUGAGCACCACGAGCCCGUUGAGCACGGUUGCCAAGGACGAAGACGUCUUGCCUGCGACAACGACGACGACGACGGCUGUGACGAGUACUACGUCGUAA